Messenger RNA from Pediculus humanus corporis (human body louse), 279 nucleotides. RefSeq names its product coup transcription factor, putative. The record is from RefSeq and is a predicted model, not a curated record. NCBI's taxonomy places the organism in Eukaryota, Metazoa, Arthropoda, Insecta, Psocodea, Pediculidae. The transcript has 2 exons. Gene Ontology annotation, biological process: cell differentiation; regulation of transcription by RNA polymerase II; anatomical structure development. Gene Ontology annotation, molecular function: nuclear receptor activity; RNA polymerase II cis-regulatory region sequence-specific DNA binding. Bases 1 to 279 code for a protein of 92 amino acids.
AUGGAUGCGUGCGGAUUGUCUGACGUGGCACACAUUGAAAGUCUUCAAGAAAAAUCUCAAUGCGCUUUAGAAGAAUAUUGCAGGACACAAUAUCCGAAUCAACCUACGAGGUUUGGUAAACUUCUUCUUCGUCUUCCAUCUUUGCGAACUGUCAGUUCUCAGGUCAUAGAACAAUUGUUUUUCGUACGGCUAGUCGGGAAGACACCCAUCGAAACACUCAUACGAGAUAUGUUACUCAGUGGCAGCAGCUUUAGUUGGCCGUAUAUGAGUAGCAUGUGA